CCUGCAAUACAGGGGGGUAAAAGGAGGAGGAGUAGAGCAAAAAGAGAAAAAAAGAGCUUUCCUUCGGUUUGGGCUCAGUCUGUGGAAAUAUAGCUCGCUAAACAGAGGUUUCCAAUCUCAUCUGAGAUUGAUCUGGAGGCCACUGGGGGAGUGGAAACCUGGGACCUAAAAGUAUAUUUCCUUUCGUCCCCAACGCAGUGGUAGCUUCCAUUCAGAAGUCUCUCCGAUUCACACACUGGGUGGCUGCUGAGUCCCGCAGAUAACGGUGAAGGGAAUACUUAGGUGCCAGUUGAUUCAUACCAGGAGGGCUCUUUAUUUUUCUUUGUGGUUCCAGUUUACCCCCUCCCCCCCGUCUGUCUUUCUUUCCUGCAUGGAAAGACAAGGACGAUGGAUGGAUUCUUGGUAGGAUGGAUCGUUCUGCUGUGGGUAACAGCACUUGCUGAGGGACUGCAGGUCACGGUGCCUGAAAAGAAGAAGGUUGCUAUGCUGUUUCAGCCUGCCCUGCUUCGCUGCCACUUUUCUACUUCCUCCACCCAGCCGGCUGUGGUGCAAUGGAGGUUUAAAUCCUACUGCCAGGACCGCACGGGAGAAGCUUUGGGUCUGACCCCCUCAGGGAUACAAGCGGUGAGCAAAAGGAACCUGGAGUGGGAUCCCUACCUGGACUGCGUGGACAGCAGAAGGACGGUCCGUGUCGUAGCCUCCAAGCAGGGAUCCGCGGUCACAAUAGGGGACUUCUAUAAGGAAAGAGAUGUCACCAUUGUCCAUGAUGCAGACCUCCAUAUUGGGAAGUUGAUGUGGGGAGACAGUGGGCUCUAUUACUGUCUCAUCAUCACCCCUGACGACUUGGAGGGCAAGAAUGAGGAGUCAGUGGAACUGCUGGUUCUGGGCAGGACAGGGCUGCUUGCUGAUCUCUUGCCCAGUUUUGCUGUGGAGAUUAUGCCAGAGUGGGUGUUUGUGGGCCUGGUGAUCCUGGGGGCUUUCCUGUUUUUUCUCCUGGUUGGGAUCUGCUGGUGCCAGUGCUGCCCACAUAGCUGCUGCUGCUACGUCCGCUGCCCCUGCUGUCCAGAUUCCUGCUGCUGUCCACGGGCAUUGUAUGAAGCGGGCAAGGCUGCAAAAGCUGGAUACCCAUCUGCUGUUACGUCCAUCCCAGGUCCUUACUACAUCCCCACUGUGCCGGGAGCUGGCGUGCCAUCUCCUGUUGUGCUGAUGGAGAAGUCGCAUCCCCCUCCCCUAGCACCAAGUGACUCCAGCGGAGGAAGCCAAAAUGUGCGCAAAGGGUACAGGAUCCAGGCCGACAAGGAGAGGGACUCCAUGAAGGUGUUGUACUACGUCGAGAAAGAACUGGCACAAUUUGACCCAGCCAGGAGGAUGCGAGAGCGAUAUAACAACACCAUCUCUGAACUCAGCUCCCUGCACGAGGACUCAAACUUCCGUCAGCCUUACCGGCAGGUGCGAAGGAAACCCCUCCCGCCUGCAGGGGACCUGGAUGAUGAUGCGGAGUACUGGGCAGGGGUGAUCAGCGGAGGUGGUGCAUCAAGGACACAGGCGGUUUCUGAUUACAGGGAGGAGAGGGACAGCUUUAGGCACAGCCAGCAGAGAUCGAAAUCGGAAAUGCUGUCGAGGAAGAACUUCUCUGUGGGCGUGCCGGCCGUCUCCAUGGAUGAGCUGGCAGCCUUCGCAGAGUCCUACAGCCAGCGCGCCCGCCGGACAGAUGGUGGCCAGGAGCCCCGGCGUUUCGAGAGGUCUGAGUCACGAGGGGGACGCGGCGGGUUGGUGCAGCACCAGGACAGCUCCUCGGAGGAGUACUAUGGCAAACGCAGGGGGAACCGCGAGCCGCUGACAGACUCGGAUCGGGGCUGGUCAUACAGCCCGCCCAGGAGACGGGCCCACGAUGAGAAGCACCUGCCCAGGCUGGUGAGCCGGACACCUGGAGGAAGUCAGAAGUAUGACCACUCCUACCUCAGCAGCGUCCUAGAGAGGAAGUCCCGGAGCUAUGAGGAGAGUGGCGAACGCAGUGAGACACCCUCCAAGCUGAGCUCGCAGCCCAGCCAGCGAGGUGGAACGUAUUACGCCUGGUCACCGCCGUCCACCUACAAAGCAGGGCAGCAGCAGCAGCAGCAGCAGCAGCAGCAGCCGCCAAAGCAAGAGGAAGGAGAAGACACUCUGCCUCCAUACAGCGAGAGGGAGCUGAGCCGAGGCCCUUCGUACAGGACCAGGGAGCAGGCUUACCUCAAUGCCUCGGACAAGAAGAGGAAAAAGGAGCCCAAGAAAACAGUGAGGCCGUGUCUGGCGCUCCUGAUCCAAAUGGGAUGAGCGGGGACACCAGGCAGGGGAUGCUAUCUAGGGUCUGGGGGAUCACCAGGCAAGAGAUGGAGUUUAGGGUCUUGGUGGAGGAACCCCAGGCAAGGGGUAGAGUGUGAGGGACCUUGCCAGAGAUGGUACAUGUAGAUUUAGGAGAUCCUGAGGGUGAGGCAGCUAUGGGGAAUUUUACGGGAUAAUGAUGGGGAGAGGCAGGGAUUGUGAUCUUUGCAUUUAGUCAAUCAUCCUGGAGUGGGUGGGGCAGGAAGGGGAGGUUAUCUGGGAUAGAGCAGUCAGGGUGGAGUGGCUGGGGAGGGGAGGUUAUAUUUGGGCCUAGGCGGAUCAGAUCGAGUAGGUGAGGAGGGAAGUUUAGGGGCAUAGGAGGAUCAGGAUGGGGCGAGGGGGAGGGGAGGUUAUCAGGGUCAGGGGGAACAUGGUAGAGAUGAGACAUUAUCUGGGGCUUAGAGGAACUGCGGGCCAUAUCCAUGGCAACCAUGCUAGAUGAGGAGUGGGGUAUCCAUUUUGUGGGCUGGGAUGUAUUUAGUGGCGAAUGCUUGUGUAACAGCCCUAAGAGGAAUGGUUUUGGAAAGGUGUGUCUAUGUGGAGAUGCACUGCUCUGUGUCUGUGUCUGUGUGUGCAUGCAUGUGCCAAAUGCGCUGCUCCUCAAACUGGUUAGUGGGGAGGAGCAAAUUCCUGCUCCAGUCUGGUUUGUGGGGGUCACUGAAUCUGUUCAAAGGCCUUGGUAGGUCAGGGUGUUGAAUGUCCCCUCAUCUCCCCUUAGUGGAAUACAUCCCUCAACUUGGGUAGUGUGAUCAAUACCCUCUGAACUUAGUUAGUGUGUGUGAGAGAACGGGGGGCCUGCUGCUUAGUGUGGAGCUGCCGGCUGCCCCCUUGGCAGCAGGUGCAUUCAGCACUCUCUGGUGAAGCUAAUGCCAUUCAUUCUGUUGUGCAGGCCCCCACCUUGCCCAAGCUGCCUCUUUCUCCUGGUUCCACAUGUGAUUUUAUGUUUACAUUUCUUCUUCUCUCUCCCUCAGAAUGAUUUCCCAACCAGGAUGUCCCUUGUGGUUUGAUGUUGUCACAGAAGAGUCGUAUUGAUGGGCUGGGUACCAUGAGGUGGCCGUGAGGCUGAGAUACAGAGCCCUGAGCAAACAGGUCCCAAUGAACCUUUGCAGCCACCAGCCAUGGACAUUCUCUUUCAAUUGUCUGUUUCACCAUGGGAGUGGAGGCCAUCUGUAGAGGCAGACUCCAACGAAUAGCUCUCAUCCCACUUGCUGUGGGAGAGUCCUCCAGGAAGAUCAAUGAUGGGGCUCUCUUUGGAACUCUGUUCCACAUUGCAAGGCAGCUGUCACCAUAUUCCAUAUCCCAAGGGUCCCAAACUGAAAGAGAGGCUGGUUUCUGCCUCUCACCCCAGAAUGCCUCAUCCCACAUUAGGAGAGGCCUGUCUGCAUACUGCUUGCUCUCACUGUUUCCCAUGGCCUAGACUUGGAAGGAAGUUGUCUUCAUGCCUCUCACACUCAGAGCCUUAGGAGGUGGGGACUGCCUCUCACGCUCAUUACACCGAGAUGUCUCCAUGUCUCAUCUCUUCCAUGCUGGGAGGAGGCCUCAUUCUAAGAACUGCAGGUUUCCUCAAGAUGGCAAGGUCCCCAUCCCCUGAAAGUUCUGAAAGAAAAUCUGUAGCAAAAAAAUGCUGAGCGUGGCACUAUGCUAAGGGCUGAGCAGGGAGAGAAACAAACGUGGGUUAGUUUGUUUGAUAUUUUUAGUCCUGUUCAUUCAGUGAUGGGAACUGCGAGUGAGAUUUUAUGUACUGUUUUAAAAGUGGAUCUAAGUAGAUUUUAUUGUAAUGAGAACAGAACAUUGUUCUUCUCACUGUUGCUUGUCUCGAUACGUGUGCAUUUCUUUGAGGCUGAGAUAUGACUAUAUAAAGCUUCAUUCAGAUGGGUAAUCUGAUCAUAUGACAAACCCAGCUCGACCUUGUCACUGUUCUGCUUGUGGUGUCAACACACUGCUCUGGACAGUGGGCUUUUUGUUUUAAAGAAACAAGAAGGAGAAAAUCUUGGUGUGAGAGAGAAGCCAUGGCUCUUCCUUCUUCAAGGAUCAGCAUUAUCCCUUUCUGGUUACCAAUCCAGGACAUCCAAUAGAGAAACAACAGAAACUGAAAAAAAAAAAUCUUGGCUGAAACACACACUUAAAAAUCACCUCAUUCCAGUUACUUCCAGGUCGCCCACUUCCAUCUUGACAUGAUUUUAGUGGCUGAUGUCUCAGGAACAGCUGAAUUUAGAAAUGUGUGCUUCACACCAUCUGGAAGCAUGACAUUUCUGCUUUCAAAGAGUAUAAUAUAGUCAUUUCUCACUCUAAUUUAAUUUCUAACUGCUAAAAUCAUGUUGGAAUUCAUGUGGAGGGGAAAAAAAGAGAUGGUGAUCAGAACAUGGUUUUAACUUCCACCUGCCAGGGCUAGAAAUUAAUGGGCACCUUAUAUCAGUGGGAUGGCCAGCAUUCCCCUGUGACAUACAGCCUUUCUAUUCCAAAAAGUUAAUAAAGUGUCUGAAAUCUGUUGCUAAGUGCUCUGCAGGAUUGGACCUUGCAGCAGUGUGAUUCUCUGUCCCUAUUUAUUAACAGAGCUGCAGUGCUCCAUGACUGUUACAAACUUCUCUUUGGAUUUGCAUUGAACUUGGCACUUUCCUUGCCAUAUACUGGUAAUUACUCAGCACCCUAUUUUUGCUCCAGAAUGGUGGGGGAUAAUCCCCAAGAAUCUGAUGUUGUCACUUGAAGUCAUAGUGGGAGAUGGGGAUUAUGGACCAUGUGUUAGAGCAGUGGUUCAUGACCAGGAGUCCGGGGCCCUGUGGGGGGCCACAAGCAGGUUUCAGGGGGGCCACCAAAAUACAUCAGAGAGCAGGGCUGGCAUUAGACUAACUGGGGCCCGGGGCUGAAGCCCAAGCUCUACCACCUUGGGCUGAAGCCAAAGCCUGAGCAACUUAGCUUUGCGAGGCCCCCUGUGGCGUGGAGCCCUAGGCAGUUGCCCUGCUUGCUACCUCCUAAUGCUGGCCCUGGCUUUUAAUCUACUGGAUAUGCAGAAAAAGUUGUGGCACAGGCAGGCUGUGGAGUUUUUAGGGCAUAUUGGGGGGGGAUGGGGGGGCUCAGAAAGAAAAAGGUUGAGAACCCCUAGGUUAGAGGAAGGAUCCAUUCCCAUUCUCCCUCACCACUCUAGUGAGUGUAUCUUUGUAAAUCCGAGAGAGAUUGAUCAUCUUGUGAGUGCACACCAUCCUUCUGGGUUUGUUCUGUGUUACUGUUAGAGAGAAUAAAUUUAAAGUAAUUCAUA
This is a messenger RNA of Mauremys mutica (yellowpond turtle), 5614 nucleotides long. It is a transcript of the gene ILDR2, whose product is annotated as immunoglobulin like domain containing receptor 2. The record is from RefSeq and is a predicted model, not a curated record. Lineage: Eukaryota; Metazoa; Chordata; Testudines; Geoemydidae. Bases 388 to 2313 code for a protein of 641 amino acids. Gene Ontology annotation, biological process: pancreas development. The transcript has 9 exons. Gene Ontology annotation, cellular component: membrane.